This is a messenger RNA of Penicillium subrubescens, 1443 nucleotides long. Its product is annotated as Hsp90 co-chaperone CDC37. Bases 1 to 1443 code for a protein of 480 amino acids. Gene Ontology annotation, biological process: protein folding; protein stabilization. Lineage: Eukaryota; Fungi; Ascomycota; Eurotiomycetes; Eurotiales; Aspergillaceae. Gene Ontology annotation, cellular component: cytoplasm. The record is from RefSeq and is a predicted model, not a curated record. The transcript is spliced from 2 exons. Gene Ontology annotation, molecular function: heat shock protein binding; protein-folding chaperone binding; protein kinase binding.
AUGGUCCUUGACUACAGCAAGUGGGAUGCACUGGAGCUAUCCGAUGACUCGGAUAUUGAAGUGCACCCCAAUGUCGACAAACGGUCUUUCAUUCGGGCCAAACAGGCUCAGAUUCACCAGCAGCGUGAACAGCGCCGUCACGAUAUCAAGACCCUAAAGUACGAGCGCAUUAUCAACGAUGGCCUACUCUCCCGCAUCGACAAGCUCCUAGAUUCUCUCAAGCAGCAUGAAGACUCCUCAGCUUCCCCCGAGCAGUUCAUUUUCCAGACCAUCAUGGAGUUCGCCAGCAAUCCUACCGAAGACCAGGUCCCGCCACCCCCAGAGGGCGUCCACACCCACGAGAAGGAACAACCCAAAUACUCGCAGAUGAUGAGCGCUUUGGUAGACCAAGUCAAGAAGGAAUUUGGAGACUCUAAGCCCGACAAUAUGUUCAAGGCUUAUAUCACUGGCGUGCAAGGACACAAGGACAAGGUGCAGGGCUUGCAGAAGGAGUUGUUGACGAGAUUGGCGCAGCUGGAGAAGGAAGAGAGCAGCAAAAUCACCAGUGAAGGCCUGCAUGAUGGCUUCAAUUCUUCAUACGUGCCCAAGGCCGAGCCAAAGGCUAAAGCUGCGGCGCCAGCCAAGACAUCCGAGGUGGAGCUCCUCAACCCUGGUGCUGGAAGCUCCUCGGCUGCCCAAGCUGAGGAAGAUGACGACGAUGAUCCGGCCAACAUCGAGAUCAGCCCAUUGGCCAAGCGAUUCGCAAAACUCAAGGCCAAUGACUACACUGCCUACCAAAGAUUCAUCACCGAACACCCCGAAAUCGUUGCCGAGAAGGAGACGGAUGGUCUGCUUGUUGAGGCCUUCAACAGCCAGCUUAAGGGCGAGGAGGCAUACGCUCGCCAAUGUGUGCACCAGGGACUGCUCUUGCAGUACUGCCGUUCCCUCGGCCCCGAUGGUAUCAAGCUGUUCUUCGGCCGUAUCACUACCAAGGAACAUCGCGCUGCAACCUUGUUCACCAAUGAUGUCAACGACACCUACAAUCGCAUCAAGACCCGCGCAGCUGAGCUCAGCAAAGAGAAAUCGAACGACCCAGCUGGUGUUGAGCAGAUCCAAUUGCAUGCGGUUGACCCCAACACCAAGAUUACUAUCAACAUCCCCGCAGCCAACAGCGAGGAGCCUAUUGAGAUCGAGGCCCGCAAGAUUUUCGAUGCUUUCUCACCGGAGCUCCAGAAAGCAUUGCUAUCCGAGUCUCUGGACGAGGUCAACAAGGUUCUCGGCAAGAUGACCGUCGAGGAAGCCGAAGUUGUUGUAGAGCAACUGGGUGAGAGCGGUAUGCUCAGCUUGGAGGAGGGAAUCAUUGAUGGUACCACGGAGGAAGGUCAAAAGAAGUUGGCUGAGAUUGAGGCUGAGGCUAAGCAGGAUGUCGGCGAGGCUGGUGGGGAUGUGACUGAGUUGGACUAA